This is a messenger RNA of Ornithodoros turicata, 1248 nucleotides long. RefSeq names its product tubulin alpha-8 chain-like. The coding region runs from base 1 to 1248 and encodes 415 amino acids. The record is from RefSeq and is a predicted model, not a curated record. The transcript is spliced from 4 exons. Gene Ontology annotation, molecular function: structural constituent of cytoskeleton; GTP binding. Gene Ontology annotation, cellular component: microtubule; cytoplasm. NCBI's taxonomy places the organism in Eukaryota, Metazoa, Arthropoda, Arachnida, Ixodida, Argasidae. Gene Ontology annotation, biological process: mitotic cell cycle; microtubule cytoskeleton organization.
AUGGGACAAACUGGCGUCCAACUAGGAAAUUCAAGCUGGGAGUUGUUCUGUUUGGAACAUGGAAUUCAACCUGAUGGUUCCUCGGCAAUUUAUGGGGACCUAGAACCCACUGUGAUAAAUGAGGUGCGGGAAGGUCUCUACAAGGACCCGUUUCAUCCGGACAUGUUGAUAACUAGCAAGGAGGAUUCCUCAAGCAAGUAUGCUCGUGCACGCUAUAUUGUUGGGAGAGAGAUCCUCGAACUGGUGUUGGAACGCAUCCGUAAGCUGGCACGACAGUGCACGGACCUGCAAGGCUUCUUGAUUUUUCACAGCUUAGGCGGAGGCACUGGCUCCGGCUUCACGUCAUUGCUUGCGGAGUAUCUCUCAGCAGCGUAUGAGAAGAAGCCAAUACUUGAGUUUACCGUCUACCCUGCAUCCAAGGUUUCUACCGCCGUUGUGGAACCCUACAAUGGUGUCCUCACCACACACGCAACUGUGGCGCAUUUUGACUGCACAUUUAUGGCGGACAACGACGCUAUAUACAACAUGUCUAAACACAACUUGUACAUCGACUGUCCCGUCUACACGAAUUUGAACAGGUUCGUUGGACAGAUUGUCUCUUCCAUCACUUCGUCCCUGCGGUUCAAAAGAGAUGUCAACGUAGAUCUGACAGAGUUCAAAACCAACCUGACGCCUUAUCCUAGGACGCAUUUCUCCCUCGUCGCCUAUGCUCCCGAGAUUUCGGCCGAGAAAGCAUACCACGAACAGCCAACAGUGUCAGAAAUUACCAAGGCCUGUUUUGAACCAGCCAACCAGCUGCUGAAGUGCGAUCCCCAUAACGGUACGUACAUGGCCUGCUGCCUGCUCUACCGAGGCGAUGUUGUGCAAAAGGAGGUGACUGCCGCCCUUGCUACCCUCAAGACCACGCGUACCUUUAAGUUUGUAGACUGGUGCCAAACUGGUUUCAAGGUGGGUAUCACCAACCAGCCACAUAAUGUAGUCCCAGAGAGCGAAAUGACAAAGGUUCAUCGUACAGUUUGCACCAUGUCUAAUACCACAGCCAUUGCUGAAGCCUGGGCCUGUUUGGACUACAAGUUGGACUUUUUGUAUGCAAAGCGCGCUUUCGUGCACUGGUAUGUGACAGAAGGUAUGGAAGGGGAAGAAUUCUGUGAGGCACGUGAAGACUUGGCUGCCCUGGAGAGAGACUACGAGGAUAUUCGUAUUGGUUACGCUGGGGAAUCUGGAGAAGACAGUGGAGAAGAGUUCUAA